CUUCACUCUCUCUCUCUCUCUCUCUCUAGUUUCUCUCUCCUCAAAACGACAAUGCUGCAGCUCAAGCUUCUCCUCCUCCUUCUCUUCACCACCACCACCACCACCUUCACUUUCAGCCACGCCCACAACAUCACGCGCAUACUAGCCGACCACCCCGACUUCUCCACCUUCAACCACUAUCUCACCGCCACCCACCUGGCCGACGAGAUUAACCGUCGCACCACGAUCACCGUCUGCGCCCUCAGCAACGCCGCCAUGUCGGACAUCCUCGCCAGCCACCCCUCCAUCAACACCAUCAAGAACGUUCUCUCCCUCCACGUCCUCCUCGACUACUUUGGCGCCAAGAAGCUCCACCAGAUCACCAACGGCACCGCAUUGGCCGCCACCAUGUUCCAGGCCACCGGCUCCGCCCCCGGCUCAGCUGGGUUCGUCAACAUAACCGAUUUAAAAGGCGGGAAAGUUGGUUUCGGUGCCGAGGAUAAUGGCGGGAACCUUGAUGCCGUGUUCGUUAAGAGUGUCGCAGAGAAGCCUUACAACAUUUCUGUUAUUCAGAUCAGCAAGGCCCUCACGUCUGACGUGGCGAUGGCCCCCGCUCCCGGGCCCAGUGAGGUCAAUCUUACAGGGAUCAUGUCCGCCCAUGGAUGCAAAGAGUUUGCCGAUGCUUUGAUUGCUAAUGGCGAGGCCUUGAACACCUAUCAGGAUAAUGCAGAAGGAGGGUUGACAGUGUUUUGUCCACUUGAUGAUGCAUUCAAGGCCUUCUUCCCAAAAUAUAAGAAUUUGAGCAAAUCAGACAAGACUUCGUUUCUGGAAUUUUUGGCUGUUCCAGUUUACCAGUCUCUGUCCAUGUUGAAAUCCAACAAUGGGGUGAUGAACACGUUGGCCACCGAUGGAGCGAAGAAGUUUGAUUUCACUGUGCAAAACGAAGGCGAAGAAGUGACAUUGAAGACCAAGAUCGAUACUGUCAAGAUUACCGGGACUUUGAUCGAUGAGCAGCCUCUGGCAAUUUACACAACUGAUAAGGUUUUGAUGCCUAAGGAGUUGUUUAAGGGUGCAGCUGCACCAACUCCCGCUCCGGCUCCAGCCCCAGAGAAGGCAGCCAACGCCCCAAAGGGCUCAAAGCGUGCACCCUCCACUGAGGCUGCCGAUUCACCGGCUGAUUCCCCCGACGAUGAUCCAGCAGAUCAGACGGCUGACGAUAAUGCCGGUGUGAAAGCUGGUGCUGCAAGAUUUCUUGCUCUGGGUUUGAGCUUGUGUUUAGGACUUUUGCUGCUGUAAGUUCACUGUUUUGCUAGAUCUCUUUUUUUUUUUCUUUUAGUUUUGGAGGAAAUAAUUUUAUAUUCUCUAGUUUAUUUCUAGCAUGAAUGUGUUUUAUUUUUAUUUUUUUCUUUUUCGAAAUUGUUUUUAGUGUGAUGAUUUUCAUUUUUGAGUAUUUUUUCGGUCAGGGGAGAUUGUGAUUUGUUUGUGGGUGUGAUCUAUUUGUGACAAAAAGGAUGUAAAUCUAUUUUAUACACAUUGUAAUUGCCACUUAUCAUUAAUUAAUUAGGAAGAUUUCACUCUA
Molecule: messenger RNA, 1558 nt
Organism: Pistacia vera
Lineage: Eukaryota; Viridiplantae; Streptophyta; Magnoliopsida; Sapindales; Anacardiaceae
Product: fasciclin-like arabinogalactan protein 1
Exons: 2
Coding region: 52-1275 (407 amino acids)
Biological process (GO): shoot system development; root development
Cellular component (GO): plasma membrane
Source: RefSeq, a predicted model, not a curated record